AUCAAUGGCGAUUGUGUUGCUUUGGACUCACCUGGAAAAAGAGUUUUGACUUUCGGAAAGGAAUUUAAAAAAGUGGACAAAAUCUUGUUUGGAGGACAAGAAAUAUCAUGUUGAAGCAGGGAUAAACCUGUGUUGAAGUCAUAGCAGGGAUCUCGGUGUUAGCAGUCACAAUAUGCACGUGUACAACAGCCCACGAGGGGUAGGACUGCCCAUGACUCGCAACAUGCCCUUCCACACAGCCUCAGUGCCUCAUCGCUCUCGCAACAUGACGGGGAUAUAUUUAGGCCUGGAGGGGAACAGCAAACCUCCCAGGUCCAAGUCAGCGAUCCCUCCUCUGGCCCGAGGCCGGGGGAUGUCCUUCAAAGUGAGGACACCAGCUGAGGACCGGAGAUAUAAAAUGGUGGAGGGUUUGCGGAUCAAGGAGGAGAAGAGAGGAUUUACUGGGGGAGCUCUGAGGAACUGUAAGUCAGCCUCCACAACGGCUCAGGAACAGAGACAGAGCCAGCGCAAUGACAGACGCAAAUGGGGGCCGGCUAGACGUAUUGACCCCAACAACAUUGAUGACCUCAUCAGGCCAAACCCACGCAACUUCACCCCGGUGGCUAACAGCGGUGUCACUCGCUCUGAGCGCUUAGUGGGCUGGGCACCGCACCCUGACCCCUACAUGCUGAUCCCAGACCCUUAUACGGUGACCCCUUCUGACCUCGUGGCUGACGAAGUAGCGGAGGAGGUGCACAAACUGGCGAGCAGCAAUGAUGAGCUGGCCGGAUUAGAAGAAUGUUAUAGGCGUAUCUGCAAGGUGGAGGCCCAUCCAAGACCCAGGGAGCUACCGCAAUCCUGCCCAGGCGGAGAUCCUGGCGGAAUUUCCUGACCCCCUACAGCCGGGCCGGCCAAAGACCGUUCCCAUACAGCGCCCCCUGGUGCCCAGCCCCUACUUCUUCCGCCACAACGCGCCGGGCUCAGGGACAGGCCCACAGGGGAAAGGAGUCGUGCCGGGACAGUUUGAGGGUGAGGAGGAAGACCAUGAACUGGAGGACGCUGGGGUCGGUGGCGUACGUCCACGGCCCAGACUUACUACCUCCAACAGCGGCGCCGACAUUAUGCUGGGCCUGGAGACAGAUGAAGGAAAGAGCGCCGAAGUGGAGAUAGACAGUCUGGAGUCGGACGAGUUGCAGCCGGAAGUGUUCCUGGAAAUACCCAAGGGCAGAGUUCGAAAGACAUCGAUUGUUGAAAAGCUCUCAAAAUCUAAGGAAUCUGAAAUGAUUGCCCUGUCAAUAAUGGAGAAUGCUGGCCAGAGACAACGAGAGUUUGAGAAACUCAUCAGCGAGCACCAGGAACUUGUACAAGAAAUCAGCCGGACGCCGAGCGCGGAGAACAUCGUCCAGACGGAGACGGGUCGUGACCCAUAGUGAGGAGGAGGAGGCGGCGUACGCUUCUUACCCAUGAACUUUGAGGACUGUCGGAGGAGCCGCAGGGCUCGUUGUUUUGUUGUUGCGUCCUGAGGUGCGGAUGGAUUACGCCACCGACGACGCACCGCAAUGUCUCUCUCUCUCUCUUUCUCUACAAUGUCCGUCACAACAAAGGGGGGAGGGGGGGUCGGUCGGAUCACUUUGGGGCUCUGCAGAUUGCGUGCAAAGUCUCUGCUGCGGAUGUUCUGACUUUAUGCUUUAGAUUAGCGGAAGAGUUGUCAGCUCGUUCAAUAUAGAUAGCGUUUUUCUUUUCUCCAUGUCAUGGAUAAAUGAAUUGUUCAAAGAUGAUGUUUGUCAGAUUUAACCUGAUCAUCCUGAUCGUUUGGGUUAUUUUUUUCGGGAGCCAUUUUACUGGCAACAUUUUUAGGGCUGAUGACAUAUAAUAUAUUUGUAUACGUCAGUGACAUAAAAGUAAAUAUAUAUGUAUG
Molecule: messenger RNA, 1897 nt
Organism: Aplysia californica (California sea hare)
Lineage: Eukaryota; Metazoa; Mollusca; Gastropoda; Aplysiida; Aplysiidae
Source: RefSeq, a predicted model, not a curated record